Molecule: messenger RNA, 1630 nt
Organism: Spirodela intermedia
Lineage: Eukaryota; Viridiplantae; Streptophyta; Magnoliopsida; Alismatales; Araceae
Source: the annotation of a GenBank genome assembly
AUGGCACGCCCGAGUGCUGCCGCAAAAGAGAGGCGGCCCCACUUCUUCAAGGUCUUCAUCUCCGACUGCAGCUCCAAGCGACUGGUACGUCCUCUCUCCCCCACCCCUCCUCCCAGAUGCGAAGAGACCCAGUUUCGCAGGUUGUUGAUCUCUUGAUGAUUAUCCCAUCUUUGCAACUCGUAGGCGAUCCCUCCUGACUUCUGCAAGCACAUUGAGCCCAACAUAAAUCGCCGCAUCUGUCUGAGACGGCCCCGCGGGAGCUCAUGGAGCGUAGACUUGGUCAGGGAGGAAGGCGGCGGCGUUUUUUUCCAGAAUGGCUGGGAGGAGUUCGUCUCCGACCACGACCUCAAGACCGGCGAUUUCCUGGUCUUCAAAUAUGGCGGCGGCCCGCAUUUCAUCGUUGUGGUCUUCGAUCCGACGGGCUGCGAGAAGGAGGCCUUCCACGUGACGCCAUUCCCCGAAGUGGUAAUUAUUGGGGAGUCUCACAAGAGGCGGCGCCGCUCAGGGAAGGAAGUAGUCGCCUACGUGGUGAAGGAAGAGCCCCAGAGUGACGAAGGUCCGUUGCCGCUUGCUCUCUGACCACAGCAAUUUCUGCCCUAGAACGGAAUGCAAUUCUCUCAAGGUCGCAGCUGCCCGAUCUGCGCUUAAUGUGCAAUUUGGAUUACCUGCAGACGCAAGCAAUCCACGUGCCAGAGGCUCGAGGCUGAGAAAGAUUGGUCGGAAGGAGAGCAGCACCUGUGAGCGAUCAACAGAUGAGAAGGGUAGGAGCGCGAAGAAGCGAUCCACCUGUGAGCAUCCGGCCAGUCCGGGCAGCUCCAGCAUGGACGAUGAUGAUGAGCUCCAUCUCGAAGGUAAGGAGUGGGCUUUCAUAUCCUUUGUAAGGAUUUUUCAGAUCUAAAUAAUCUGACCGUUUGACGUUCCCAGUGAGGAUCAAGUCGCGCCUGGGGUCUGUAAUCCCACGUAGGAGGAGGAGGAUAGCCGAAGAGGAGAAGGCAAGACCCCUAGAAUUGGCCUUGUCUUUCCGGUCGAAGCAUCCCUUUGGCAUCUCUGUGAUGCGGGAUUCCAAUGUAUAUCAUGGCUACUACAUGGUGAAUUCUCUUUCCCUGCAACUGACCAUUCUUCUUGUUUUCUUCCCUUCUGAUGAUCAGGUUCUUGGGUGUUUUCAGUCUGAUUUCAUCUUGUGAAUCAUCAUCCCUUUCAUGGAAGAUUGAAUUAGCUUGGGCGGGGUUCUUUCGCCAUAAGAAGUAUCAUGCGUGCGAUAUAGGCAUUGUGUCAUCCGAGUCUUUGAAUUCUCCGCAAGACUUCUCCUCCACGAGUUCUUGCCAGAUGCUCAAUGGCGGGCUCUUCUUCGGUUGGGUGCGUGCAGGGCCUCCCAAGCUCGCUGACGGACCAUCUCCCGAGGGCUAACAGGACGAUGUAGCUUCAGGGCCCCUCCAAGGAGGCGACGUGGAAUGUCGCGUACGUUCACUACGAAAGCCGUGGCGGAUUCAGCGGUGGCUGGGGGAAGUUCGCCCGCGCCCACAUCCUCGAGAGCGACGACGUCCUGGUCUUCGAGCUCUUCAGGCCGCUCGAGGUCAGGGUCCACAUCUACAGGGUGGUAGAGCAGCUCGCUUGGCUGAGCUGCGGAUAA